Scedosporium apiospermum is the source of this 1224-nucleotide messenger RNA. RefSeq lists its product as uncharacterized. The record is from RefSeq and is a predicted model, not a curated record. The coding region runs from base 1 to 1224 and encodes 407 amino acids. NCBI's taxonomy places the organism in Eukaryota, Fungi, Ascomycota, Sordariomycetes, Microascales, Microascaceae. The transcript is spliced from 2 exons.
AUGGAAACCACUGGAAAUGAGCAGCCUUUCAAGGAGCAUCGGGUACCGCCCAUGACUGCGACAUCAAAUCUCCCAAGCGCGAACGCGAAAAUUCCAGCACUGGAGCCGGACGAUGAAUCAGAAUGGGAGUACGAAUACUCAACGACAGAGACUGAGACCUACUAUCUCACGGUCGAUCUCUCACUUCCUGAAUUCGUCUACAGAAACCCAAGUGGCAUCAUGCACUUCGGUAGGGGAGGAUACUAUGCCGACUGGAUCAAGGACCCCGAGUCGGAACAUAAGCGAUCGAUCGCCCACCGCGUAGUUCCCCCUGGAGGCACUCUCGAUGACGAGGACGAUGAAGACGACGACGACGACGAACCACUCCCGGAACCUGAAGACGACCUCGACGAAGUAGAUCCAGAGUUGGAUGGCUACAUGGGUCAACGACCACAGGAUGGCGAUACGGAAGUCGCCGAUGACCAACUCGUAGAAAGAGAUAUCGAGAUAUUGGAUUUACACACAGAACACCCCAUAAUAUCCUAUAGGGGGAAGGUUUUCGAAGGGAGCUGGGCAGAGGUACUAGGAACUGAGCUUAUAUUUGCCGGACGCGACGAAGCAGCGCCGCUUCCCGCGUUGCGCCGACUACCGGGCGAUGUCGACCUACUAGCGGCGAGUUCGGCACGAAUCCUCACGACGGAGAAAGUCCUCAAGAUACCCGACGAACUAGACAGGUUGAAGAAGACGCGCGAGGCCUACGGGAUACGGCUCCCUGUUCUCGGAAAGCACCACUACGAUGAGAAGAAGAAGCAGGUUCGGUUCUUGGAGAACCUCAUGGCUCUCAAGAUCAAGAAGGGUGAGAGGGAUCUAGUGACGGUCACGGCUCGCCCUGCGCCAGACAAACUGUUCAUCGACGACCGAGAUCCAGAUUGGAUGCCGAGGAGGCCGAGGACAAGGAUCUUGCCUAGGGAACUUACCAUGCCCGUGGGCGAGACACCGAGAAAGGACGGUCAACGGAAGCCUUUGCCUUUCAGUCGGCCGUCGGUGGGUGCCCCUCAGGCUGGUCCACUUGGAGGGGUUCCAGCUACGUUGAGAGAAACUGGCGGGUCAGUGCCAACGCCUGAUAGUUGGGCGGAUAUCUUGCCGGAGGCAGACGAGUCGGGUGAGGGUGAGGAUGAGGAAGAGUACGAUGAGGAUGAGAUGGAGUAUGAUGAGGAUGGUGACGGCGACGUACGCAUGGGAUAG